Molecule: messenger RNA, 528 nt
Organism: Trypanosoma cruzi
Lineage: Eukaryota; Euglenozoa; Kinetoplastea; Trypanosomatida; Trypanosomatidae
Product: UDP-Gal or UDP-GlcNAc-dependent glycosyltransferase, putative
Exons: 1
Coding region: 1-528 (175 amino acids)
Source: RefSeq, a predicted model, not a curated record
AUGGCGAAAAAGAAACUGCCGACGAUGAGGCGGAAGCUGAGGCGGGUUGCCGUGCUGCUGUUUCUCUUCAUUGUGGCCACGACUGUUCUUUCCUUCAGGUUCGACACCGCCGCCGAUGAUGGCGCACCGGGGCCAAACAACCUUCGCCACCCGCGCGCGGCCGCAGCGGAUGACGCAGCACUUGCUUACAUCCCGCGCAGUGUUCUGGACACGUGGAGCCGGCGGGAGUAUCUGAUUGUGCUGGGCAUCCCCUCCCCGGACAACGAAGAAAGGCGAACACGACGCAACCUGCAGCGGACGACGUGCUGGCGGUUCCCCGGUGUGGCGACGAGGGCGAACGACUUCACCGGUGCGAUGCUCGUGCUGUACGUACUUGCGCGACACCCGUCGCACGGCUACAACUACUCUGCCGCGCUGCUGGAGGAGGCAGCGCAGUGGCAGGAUGUGGUCGCAAUGCCGAUAAACGAGGGCCGCGUGACGACGACCGCUUCCAUGAGCAAAGCGCAGCAGGAGCGGAACGUCGUGUAA